This is a messenger RNA of Linum tenue, 627 nucleotides long. Lineage: Eukaryota; Viridiplantae; Streptophyta; Magnoliopsida; Malpighiales; Linaceae. The record is from the annotation of a GenBank genome assembly.
AGUGAAAGUAUAAAAGUAUAGAACUUUCAUCUUCCUCAGAAAACUUUGCUGUCAUUCUCCACUCUGUUUGUGGGGUUUUGUUGGGAUUGCGGUUUCUAUAGCAUAAUGGCGCCAAAGGUUUUCAGGAAAAACAUAUGGCAAUGGCGCCGAAAGCGUGCAAAAGCAAAACCCUUGAUCGACCCAAACGGGAUGUUCGCCGGGAUGGUGGUUCUCUUGGUGGCGAAUGGAGUUCAGCCCCGCCGGCUAGAGAUUUGGAAGCAGAAGCUGGUGCAGAAGAGGGCUACCGUCGAGGACUACUUCUCCAAGAAGGUCAAUUGCGUUUUUGCUAUGAGCCCAGAAGCCCUUCUCAAGCAAUUGGAUAGACAACGCCUUGAAAGCUUCAAGGGAAGAGUUCUCCUUUUUCAGUGGCUAGAGGAGAGCUUGAGAUUAGGGGAAAAGGUUUCUGAGGAUUUAUACCGCAUAGACAUCAAUUCAGAAGGAGGGGAUACUGGAAGUAUGUCUCAAAGUGCUAAGGAUAGUGAAGAACCUUCUCUGAAGAAGACGAGAUAUAAUCCAGAGGACGUGGAAAGUUUAAAAGCUGAUAGCAGGGAUGAUUCAGCGGAUAGUCCCAGAAUCCUGAGAGCGUAG